AUAAAAAUCCUAAGAAUGGCUUCAGAAGAAGAUACAACUAAACUGAUGUUGGACCCACCGCUCUUUGUGCCGUGCGACUUGGAUACAUUUCGAGACCCGAAUAAGAAGCGCGUUUUUAGUGAGGCCUGCGAGGAGACGGAUAAGCUUAGUGCCCAGGAUGAGAUCAGUGUAUCGAGUAUUAUAUCGGCUCUGCUGCGGCCCAUCGAGCCCUCCGAUGACCAGUAUCGGGUGUGCGACUGGGGCAUCAAUCCCAAGCAGUUUCUGCCCGUGAAGCAAGCCGUCAUUUUUAAAGAGCAGCUGUAUAUCUCCAAGCUAAGGAACACCAACUGCAAGCUCAACGAGAAUCUGAAGAUUUUCUUCGAGCGCGAACUGAAACAGAUUGGAAGAUUCUGCCUGAACGUGGAGGAGGCCUACGAUGGAUACGUGGUCUUCAGCAGCAGCAAGAUGAAGAAGGGCAAGGGCAUCGUCGAGUGUGGCCAUCAGCUGAAGGGGAAGUACGACGAAAAGUUUCUGCUGAUCUGCGAGAAGCGCAUGGAGUUCGAUCGCGUCGAUCAUGCCAAGAUUGAAAAGACCCUGGAGCUAAGAAACCAUGCGGAUCUUCUUCUCACAGCGAUUCGGGCGACGAAGAUCAACGAGGAAACCCAGAAGUUCAAGGCCCGCAUCGACAUCAAGGAUCGUGAUCAUGUGUUUGUGCUCGAUGGAGGCAUCAUGCUCCUCAUGCGGCACUUGGUGUGCAACAAUUUUGUGGGCGACUUUGAGUACUACACCAUGAACCUCUACGGCCGAGUGCUACGCUGCAAUCUGGUGGUGCACAAAGAGCGCAAGGUGGUACGAAUCUUCUACCGGACCUACAAGAACACCGUGCAUAUUGUGACCCAGCAGUGCUUCAACGAUGAACUGCAGGAUGUGGCCGAGACGUUCAUGACCCCCGAAGGCCGCAUUGCCCUGCACUAUUGGCGCGGCUACAACUAUUUGCUGCACGCCGCUUGCAUCCCGCCGAAGCGCAAGGAGAUGAUUCUGCCCAAACUAGAGCUGAUGUGGCGUCAGAACACCCAGCUGGCCAGGAAAUUCAGAGAACUGAAGGCCCUAAACUAUGACAAUGCCAUAAAUUACCUGGAAGGUCACUCCGAGCUGGCCGACUUCAUGCAGGACUAUGUGCUGAAUCUCUUACGCUAUAAGCCCAGCAACGUCCUUGAGUUUUCCAUCAUGUUCUUCCAAAACAUGGCCGCUAAUUCCUAGUUAAACCAAAACGCUUAAUUAUGCUUUAAAUUGUCAGUCUUAAGUCAGAGAAGUUCUGGAAUAAACAUCAAUCGU
Molecule: messenger RNA, 1314 nt
Organism: Drosophila persimilis
Lineage: Eukaryota; Metazoa; Arthropoda; Insecta; Diptera; Drosophilidae
Exons: 2
Coding region: 16-1239 (407 amino acids)
Source: RefSeq, a predicted model, not a curated record